Uranotaenia lowii is the source of this 4152-nucleotide messenger RNA. RefSeq lists its product as uncharacterized. The transcript has a single exon. The record is from RefSeq and is a predicted model, not a curated record. The coding region runs from base 1 to 4152 and encodes 1383 amino acids. NCBI's taxonomy places the organism in Eukaryota, Metazoa, Arthropoda, Insecta, Diptera, Culicidae.
AUGGAGCAAGAGAAAAUUCUUGAAGAGAAUCCGCACAAUCUGGAUACCACUCUAACCUCAAAUUGCAUAAUGUGUGAUCAGCCAAACACUGCCGAUAAUAUGGUUUGUUGUGAUGACUGUAAGUUAUGGGCGCACUACAGUUGUGCCGGGGUGACCGACGAAAUUAAAAACCACCCUUGGAGUUGUGUGAAAUGCCGUCAUAAGCUAAAGGUGCCUAAGGAGAAGAAAAUAACGAGGAAAAAUAGCUCCAAAAAAGGCGACAGUGGUUCGAUUCGUAGUGCUAGUGGCACUCUAGAAUCAGCUCUACAGCAACUAGAGGACGAGCAACAGAUCAAAGAGCGUGCUCUGGAGGAGGAAAUGAUUUUAUUGGCAAAACGGCUUGAGAUGAACCGAACCCUGCAAGAAAAAAGGAUGCAGAAGGAAAAAGAACUGAAGGAGAAAACGCUCCAACUGGAACGGGAUUUCUACGCUCGGCAGCUCCAACAGGAUAAGGAAAUGUACCAUCGUCAGCUAGCUGAAAAACAAGAUUUUAGCCGAAAACGGCUUAUGUUGAAGCAGCAGUUUGAAGCUGAAAAAGAAGAACAAUUUUCCGAAGGUGAUGGUGCCAAUCCCGACGACGAUGGAGAUAGUAUAGUUGAAGACUGGUUGAGCAAAAUGUCGUUGACUACAAAACCGAAUAAUUUCGAAAGCGCGACUCAAAAACCGUGUAUGGCGGGAAUUGGUGAGAGCUCUGGAGUCGGAUUGACAUCGAUGAGUGCGACUCAGUUUAAGAAGGGUACAGAUGCCAAAUUUCGAAAAGGAGGUGAUGUCAACGACGAAAAUCAAGGUGAGCAUUAUGGUUUUAAAUUGGGUGGCCAAAUCAGUGGUCUAACCGAAGAAGAGCUUGCAGUUAUUAAAAAGUUACGCCAAAGCAAGCUCGCGCCUAAUAGUGCUGGGUCGUCAUGUGUGCUGAACGAUGGAGAGUUAACCAAACAACAAAUCAUAGCCCGACAAGGUACGUCCAAAACUCUGCCCAUAUUCAAAGGGGAGCCUGAACUGUGGCCUAUCUUUAUAAGCAGCUUUGAAAACACUACGCGAUCUUGUGGCUUUACGGAUCUGGAGAACCUCAAACGCCUUCAAGAUUGUCUUAGGGGAGAUGCUUUAGAAACAGUGAGAAGUAUCCUAGUGCUUCCAGAAUCCGUACCAGCUGUCAUUAAUGAUCUUCGCAAUCUGUUUGGUCGGCCAGAAAAGCUACUCCGAGCUCUCGUUACAAAGGUACGAAAGGCGCCAUCACCUAGAUUGGAUAGGAUGGAAACGUUUAUCCACUUCGGAAUCACAGUCAAGCAAAUGUGUGACCAUCUACAGGCAGCCGGCCUUGAUGAACACCUCCAGAACCCCAUGUUGGUAAAAGAGCUUUCGGAAAAACUGCCACUCGAUUACCAAAUACAAUGGGUUCGAUAUAAGCGGGAAAAUGCAGACGUAAUAUCCCAUUCUCCAUUACGUCUCUUUACAAAUUUCAUGAAUUCGAUAGUAGCGGACGUAUCCGAAGUAACAGAUUCAGCUUUUAUGGACAACGAAGACCGUUUUCGAGGUGGCAAAGGAAGAAGAAAAGAGUCCUCGCACAUGCAUAGUCUAACCCCAAAUUCAUCCUCCGAAACACAAAAGUUAUCCAAACCCUGUAUCCUUUGUAACCGCACCGAUCACAAACUUCGGUUUUGUGAUAAUUUCAAGCGUUUGUCGGUAACCGAACGAAUCAAUUUGGUAACCAGGUUCAAGCUUUGUGGAGUAUGUCUAAACGCUCAUGGUAAAAGCAAGUGCAACUUUAAGGUACGAUGUACUAUUGCUGGCUGUCGAGGCGGUCAUCAUCCCUUGCUUCAUGUAACCGAAGAGCUGGUGCAACACUUAAACGUUGAAUGUAACACUCACGAUCGGAGGAGUCGAUCUGUGAUUUUCCGGAUGGUUCCGAUAACCCUUUUUGUCGGAGACCUGGCUUUCGAUACGCUGGCCUUCUUGGAUGAAGGGUCGUCGGCGACACUUUUAGAAGAUUUCGUGGCUGAACAACUUCAAGCCGCUGGUAGUUUCGAACCUAUGGUAGUGUCUUGGACAGGAAAUGUGAAAAGAUACGAAAACCAGUCUCGCAAAAUCAAUAUUCUUAUUUCGCCAAGAGGUUCCGAUCAAAAGAUGUUUUUGAAAGAUGUUCGCACGGUUUCUAAACUACAACUUCCACAACAAAAAGUUGGUUUCAACGAAAUACGUGACAAAUACCCCCACCUACGAAACUUACCAGCUGUUGAUCAUAAUUUGGAGAAGGCAAGAAUCAUGAUAGGGUUAGACAACCUGCACGUGUUUGCCCCACUGGAGUCUAGGGUCGGGCAACCCGGCGAACCGAUUGCUGUUAGGUCACAGUUGGGCUGGACCAUCUAUGGAUCAUUCGAAAACGGAACGACCUCCGAGGUGUCCGUAAAUUUCCAUGAAGUAGAGGACCUAAGCAAUCAACAGCUGCAUGAUAUACUAAGACGUCAAUACUUGUUGGAUGACGCAGACAAUCACAUAUCACCACCACUAUCGAAAGAGCAUCAGCAAGCAUUAGAUAUUCUGCAAAAUACAACAACUUAUUCGGACAAUAAGUACCAAACUGGAUUGAUUUGGCGAAAUGAACAACGAAACUUCCCCGACAGCUUUCCCAUGGCUAAUAAAAGGUCCAUUCUCUUGGCUCAAAGACUGGCUAAGAACCCGCAGUUAAGGACGAAUGUACAGCGACAAAUCCAAGAGUAUGUGGAAAAGGGAUACUCACAUGAGAUCACGCAAGAAGAGCUUGAUGGGACCCCGAAGGCGAACAUCUGGUAUUUGCCGUUAAACGUAGUGACGAAUCCUCGUAAGCCGGAUAAGGUGCGUCUUGUAUGGGACGCGGCCGCAUCUGUUCAAGGAACAUCGCUCAAUUCUGAACUCCUACCUGGACCUGAUCUGUUAGUAUCACUUCCAGGAGUAAUCUGUCGUUUUCGCGAAAAGCCUGUUGCGUUUGGAGGUGACAUCAAAGAGAUGUUUCACCAGUUGAACAUCAGGCCGGAGGACAAGCAGGCUCAACGAUUUCUUUUUCGUGACGAUCCGCAUCAAGAACCCACUACCUAUGUUAUGGACGUGGCUACUUUUGGUGCAAGCUGUUCACCGUGCACCGCACAGUUUAUUAAGAACCUAAAUGCUAGGAAAUACUCUAGUGAAUUUCCACAAGCAGCAGAGGCGAUCGAAUAUCAGCACUAUGUUGAUGAUUACUUCGACAGCACCGACUUUAUCGAAGAUGCGGUCAAAUUGGCUAGUGACGUAAAAAUGAUUCACGCAAAAGGUGGCUUUCUGAUCAGGAAUUUCGUGUCAAACUCUCAGGAGUUUCUGAGAAAUAUGAACGAGUCGGAGCUCAAUCCGUCAGUGCACUUUCAUGCAGACAAAUUUACUCAAACGGAGCGAGUACUAGGGCUAGUAUGGCACCCGAAACAGGAUGUUUUUAGUUUCUCAGCCGCAUUUAAACCGGAAUUACAACCAGUGGUUGGUGGUGAAGUGGCACCUACAAAAAGAACGAUUUUAAGCUGCAUCAUGUCUUUGUUCGAUCCUUUAGGACUGUUGUCCCCAUUUACAGUUCACGGCAAGUUGUUGGUACAGGAUCUGUGGAGGACCGGCUGCGGCUGGGAUGAGACGAUCGACGAAGAUUCAGUCCGGAAAUGGAGGCGCUGGACAGAGCUUCUUCCGGAUAUCGGCCAACUAAGGAUACCAAGGAGUUAUUUCGGCUGCGCUCGAUCCGAUCAGUAUGAUCAAGUGCAAUUACACGUAUUUACCGACGCAAGUGAGGCUGCCUACGGAUGCGUGGCGUACUUCUGCGUGACCGUCGGACAGGAAAAACGAUGUGCUCUAGUAAUGAGUCGUACUAAAGUUUCCCCUAUUAAACAAUUAUCCAUCCCUCGAAACGAGCUGCAGGCUGCAGUGCUGGGUGCGCGGUUGGCUAAAACAGUUCGUGAGAAUCAUCGGCUCGAAAUCAACCAGCAGUAUUUCUGGACCGAUUCUCAAACGGUCCUAUCUUGGAUUCAGUCCGACCAGCGCAGGUACAAUCCUUUCGUUGGUCACCGGAUUGGAGAAAUUUUGACUCUAACGAAACUAUCGGAAUGGCGCUGGGUGGAACGUGGCUAA